Messenger RNA from Tachysurus vachellii, 1690 nucleotides. RefSeq names its product calcineurin-like EF-hand protein 2 (gene chp2). The record is from RefSeq and is a predicted model, not a curated record. Lineage: Eukaryota; Metazoa; Chordata; Actinopteri; Siluriformes; Bagridae. The transcript has 7 exons. Gene Ontology annotation, molecular function: calcium ion binding. The coding region runs from base 106 to 690 and encodes 194 amino acids.
UGUUCGGGUGUAGUUUAUCGUCACGGUGGUCAUGAUUUAAACACUGCAUCAGUUUUGUUAUAAUAAAACACUCAGUAUCAAGUAUUACAUAGACAGGAGUAUGAAAUGGGGUCGACCAGCUCUGAACUAGCCAAAAUACCAAACGCGGAGGAUUUAAUGAGAGAAACUGGUUUCACUGGUGCACACCUGGUUCGUCUAUAUGACCGUUACCAAUCUCUGGACAAAGACAGCAAGGGUCAUCUUAGUGUACAGGACUUUGAAGCCAUAAAGGAGCUGGCCAUGAAUCCUAUAUGUGACAGAAUAAUAGGGGCCUUCUUUACUUCUGGACAGGAAACACUGGACUUCCCAUCAUUUGUGAGGAUCUUGGCGCAUUUUCGGCCCGUCGAUAAAAGCCGAUCCAAAGAGCCCAACUCGCCUGACCCCAUUAACAGCAGAAUCAACAAACUGAAGUUUGCCUUUCAGUUGUAUGAUCAGGACAAGGAUGGCAAGAUUUCCAGAAAUGAGCUCUUACAGGUUCUUCGGGCCAUGCUGGAGAGCCAGGUAACAGAAGAACAACUGGAGUGCAUAGUAGACCGCACUAUUCAAGAGGCCGACCUAGACAACGAUGAAGCCAUAUCUUUUGAAGAGUUUCGGAAGUCUCUAGAAAAGGUCGACAUUGACCACAAGAUGAGUAUCCGCUUCCUGCGCUGAAGCGUCACCAGCUUUCAAGAAGCACAAAGGAUUAGUCUGCUUUCACUACAAACAUGGAAAAUGUGUUUUUAUCAUCUUUACUGGAAUGCUGUUCUUUUAUGUGGCCUAUUGACAUUGUGAAUAAUGUAUAAGUGAAAGGUAUUUGGUGAAAUAUGGAUUUUAGUCCUAUUUCAGUCAGUGUGAUAUUUGGUAUAAGCCGUUUUGAUGUCUGAUGGUGUUUUUUAUUUCGGCUGGCUUUACUGUGACUAUGCAUGAUUUUAUACAUUUGUUGAGAAUGAACUUGCUACUGUGUGCAUCUCACAGUUUCUGGGGUAAACGUAGUUCCUACAUAAACAUCCUGAUAAUAACAGGUAUGGCAGUCUAGACCCCAAAAGAUGAACUGUGAAAAUAAAACGAUUUGAGAAUAUCGACAUGCAUAACUACAUAUUUGUUAAGAAAUUCCUGUUGCCCAGGCCCAAAUAUUUUAGCAAUUAGCACGAGGUUUAGAAGACAUAGCUUUUGUCAAGCUAAAUCAUUAAUUGGUUUGAAUUUUUUUCCCCCAAUCUUAGCUUUUGUUGGUCAUUUUUUCUCACAGUAAUAUACUAUACAACUUCUUCUCAAAUGCUUAACUGCUUCUUAGAAAGCAUGUUUAUGCCAAAGUGUAUAUACAGUAAAUAUAAUUAUUGAUCCUAAUGAGAGAUCUCACUAAAAGUAUUUACCUUGUAAAGCGUAUUUUUUUUUUUUAAAACUACUGCCACUACAAAUAUCAAACAGGGCUCAAUGUUGUUAAAUAGACAUUUUUGUAUGCAGUCUUCUCUAUUCCAAGUGUUGGUGUAAUGAAUUUUUAUCCAAUGCCUACCUCAAUAAUCCUACUGAUUUUAAAGAGCCUUUAUGUAACCAUGGUGACAAAAAGCCUUCCAUAUAAACCACAUUGCUUUCAAAAGCAUGUUUGUGUAUGCAAGGUUGGAAUUUGUAUUAACUGUUUUAAAAAAAUUAUAAUAAAAAUGCAUUUGUACUUCCC